Messenger RNA from Pristis pectinata (smalltooth sawfish), 2398 nucleotides. RefSeq names its product cell division cycle 37 homolog (S. cerevisiae) (gene cdc37). Lineage: Eukaryota; Metazoa; Chordata; Chondrichthyes; Rhinopristiformes; Pristidae. Gene Ontology annotation, cellular component: cytoplasm. Gene Ontology annotation, molecular function: heat shock protein binding; protein-folding chaperone binding; protein kinase binding. The record is from RefSeq and is a predicted model, not a curated record. Gene Ontology annotation, biological process: protein stabilization; protein folding. The coding region runs from base 110 to 1243 and encodes 377 amino acids. The transcript has 8 exons.
GGAAGUGAGGCGCGGUGGGCGGGAGCCGGCUGGCCCGGGGAGUUUUCUAGAAGCGGGGCGGCGGGAUUGAGUGGCCUGGGAAGUCAGGUUGGAUCCUCGGGUCGCGGCGAUGGUGGAUUACAGCGUGUGGGACCACAUUGAGGUGUCCGACGAUGAGGACGAGACUCACCCCAACAUCGAUACGGCGAGUCUUUUCCGAUGGAGGCACCAGGCUCGGGUCGAGCGGAUGGAGGAGGCACAGAAAGAGCGUGAGGAGUAUGAGAAGGGGAGUGGUGAUGUUAAACGUAAGCUCAGUGAGUGUCAAAAGAAGCUGAAGGAAUUGGCAUUGGUGGAAACUGACGAUGCAAAGAAAGAGAUUGAAAAAUUACAGGAUGAGCUAAAACAGCUGAAAAAGGAGGAGAAGGAAUGGGAUAAGAAAGGGGCAUUGUUGAAGAAGAAGGAAAAGUCUAUGCCUUGGAAUGUGGAUACACUGAGUAAAGAGGGAUUCAGUAAGAGUGUUUUUAAUGUAAAACCAGAGUCGACCACGGUUGAAACAGAGGAAGAUAAAGAGAAAAAACACAAGACCUUUGUGGAAAAAUAUGAGAAGCAGAUCAAGCAUUUUGGCAUGCUCAGCCGCUGGGAUGACAGCCAGAAAUAUCUAUCCGAUAAUCCCCACCUUGUAUGUGAGGAGACAGCCAAUUACCUGGUCAUCUGGUGCAUCGAUUUAGAAGUUGAAGAGAAACACGCACUAAUGGGGCAGGUAGCCCACCAAACAAUAGUAAUGCAGUUUAUCCUGGAACUUGCCAAGAGCCUUAAGGUGGACCCGAGAGCUUGUUUCCGACAAUUCUUCACCAAAAUCAAGACAGCAGAUAAACAGUACGUGGAGGCAUUUAACGAUGAACUUGAAGCCUUUAAGGAGCGGGUCAAAGGUCGUGCCCAAGCAAGGAUAGAAAAGGCAAUGAAGGAAUAUGAAGAAGAGGAACGUCAGAAGCGUAUGGGACCUGGUGGGCUUGACCCUGUGGAGGUGUAUGAAAAUCUUCCACUAGAGAUGAAGAAUUGUUUUGAUGCAAAAGAUAUUCAGUUGUUGCAGGAUGUUAUCAGCAAAAUGGACCCAACAGAAGCCAAGUACCACAUGCAGCGCUGCAUUGACUCUGGACUCUGGAUUCCUAAUGCAAAGGCUGCUGAGGAGGAAGGAGAGAAGAAUACAGGGGAAGAGAAUCCUGUAUAUGAAGAAGUUAAAAAGGAAGCCACUGAAGAAAAAUAAUCCUAGUUUUGUUUGUGUAAUUGCUAGCUUUAAGUGCUGUGCUUAGAUACAGACUGCAUCCUGUUUACUGGCCCGUUGGGGUUGACAUAAGUUGAAUAUAUCAGUCUAUUGAAUGAAAACUGAAAGUCUGACACAAAUCAAAUGCUUUUUGUAUUUUAAUAAAUACACAAGUUUUGACAGCCUACAGACUGCUUCACUAUUUGCAGUAACUCACUGGAUCCACUGGUAACUGCAGAAGAAACAAAUGUCUGAGUGAAUGACUUCUUUCCAAUUGCUUCAUGACCAUUUCAUAUGGUGUUGGGCCAGGCAGACAAGGGAAGUACCCAUUCUGGCUCCUAAACUGCGCCGAGUUAUCUAAUGAGACCCUGCGCUGAUGUCUUCAAGGCUUGUACUGAAGAUUGGCUCACUGGAGAGAGAACAGUCAUUGCCUGUGAAACUAUACCUCGCACAAAUGUAAUGUUGAGGGGGAAGGUAAUAUAAGAAUUUGUAGCUUAAAUCCUGCAAGUGGACUUUAUGGCAAAUGUCACUUAAUUGAGGUUAUAUUUGUAAAGAAAUAGAAAAAUCUGAAGGCUAUUGAUACAAAAUUGGAAUGGGAAUUACAUGACAAAGUCUUUUGUUAUCUAAAAAUAAAAUGUGGAAUCCAUGCUCACAAACUUAACUACAGUUCUGACUGGCAAUGAGUUAAUGUGGUGUCCUUGAGGUAUCACUCUGGCCAAACGUUUGUAACCCAGGAUCUGAGCACAUUGCCAGAAGUUGGGACAGGGAAGUAGAAGUGACAAAAUUUCAUAGGCCCUAGGAUUUUGAGUGUUCUGGUUUUAGUACAUCAACAUUUCAUUUAAGUUUCUGGUUAGGCAAGGGAUUUACAUAACACAAUUUUGAUAGGUGCUUUUAUCUCAGUGUAAAACAUCAUAAUAUUGUCUGUACUGGGUUUGACUACUUAUGUUCUGUACAUAUAUUUUAAUGAAACUGCGCACUGAUCACAUUAUGGCUCAGAAUAAUUGUUCAGCUCGGGCCAAUGUUGCUGUUGAUGCUGCGUGUUACUGUGACCUGUUUGAUCUGAGGCAGUUGCUGUUUAUGAGCAAGGUAGUUAUUGUAUCAUUUAUAUCCUGUUACUGGCCACCAUGUAUGCAAAUAAAGAUGUGAUGCAGUAUAUUG